AUGGUUAAAGAAGGGAGAAAUAUGGUUAAAGAAAAUAUGGUUAAAGAAGGGCGAAAUAUGGUUAAAGAAGGGCGAAAUAUGGUUAAAGAAGGGAGAAAUAUGGUUAAAGAAGGGAGAAAUAUGGUUAAAGAAGGGAGAAAUAUGGUUAAAGAAGAAAGAAAUAUGGUUAAAGAAGGGCGAAAUAUGGUUAAAGAAGGGAGAAAUAUGGUUAAAGAAGGGAGAAAUAUGGUUAAAGAAGGGAGAAAUAUGGCUAAAGAAGAGAGAAAUAUGGUUAAAGAAGGGAGAAAUAUGGUUAAAGAAGGGAGAAAUAUGGCUAAAGAAGAGAGAAAUAUGGUUAAAGAAGGGAGAAAGAUGGUUAAAUGGAGGAAGGAAGGAUUGGUUUGGAUUUUAGAGAGGACGAAUGGGGAAGAUAGAAAAUAUAAUAAACCAGAAUCAAAAGCAAUAGAUCACAAUAGAUACAAUAAGAAACAGGAGGUUCAGAACGUCCCUGAUGAGCCAGAGCUCAAGAGCUGGCGCCCAACACCUGCAAGUAAUAAGAAACAGGAGGUUCAGAACGUCCCUGAUGAGCCAGAGCUCAAGAGCUGGCGCCCAACACCUGCAAGUAAUAAGAAACAGGAGGUUCAGAACGUCCCUGAUGAGCCAGAGCUCAAGAGCUGGCGCCCAACACCUGCAAGUAAUAAGAAACAGGAGGUUCAGAACGUCCCUGAUGAGCCAGAGCUCAAGAGCUGGCGCCCAACACCUGCAAGUAAUAAGAAACAGGAGGUUCAGAACGUCCCUGAUGAGCCAGAGCUCAAGAGCUGGCGCCCAACACCUGCAAGUAAUAAGAAACAGGAGGUUCAGAACGUCCCUGAUGAGCCAGAGCUCAAGAGCUGGCGCCCAACACCUGCAAGUAAUAAGAAACAGGAGGUUCAGAACGUCCCUGAUGAGCCAGAGCUCAAGAGCUGGCGCCCAACACCUGCAAGUAAUAAGAAACAGGAGGUUCAGAACGUCCCUGAUGAGCCAGAGCUCAAGAGCUGGCGCCCAACACCUGCAAGUAAUAAGAAACAGGAGGUUCAGAACGUCCCUGAUGAGCCAGAGCACAAGAGCUGGCGCCCAACACCUGCAAGUAAUAAGAAACAGGAGGUUCAGAACGUCCCUGAUGAGCCAGAGCUCAAGAGCUGGCGCCCAACACCUGCAAGCAAUAAGAAACAGGAGGUUCAGAACGUCCCUGAUGAGCCAGAGCACAAGAGCUGGCGCCCAACACCUGCAA
Messenger RNA from Procambarus clarkii (red swamp crayfish), 1249 nucleotides. Lineage: Eukaryota; Metazoa; Arthropoda; Malacostraca; Decapoda; Cambaridae. The record is from RefSeq and is a predicted model, not a curated record.